UAUGUAACUAGCAACAGCUCGGUUCAUGCAGGCCUACAGACUGUUUAACAUUUGACAACAGCUGCACAUGACUUUUGACUGCCUUAAGGAAGAAGGACUCAGUAAUGGUUCGACGUGUCGCAAUAGUUGGAGCAGGCAGUUCAGGCUUGGUCUGUGUCAAGACUUGUGUUGAUGAGGGAUUAGAGCCUGUCUGCUUUGAAAGCAGUGAUGACAUUGGCGGCUUGUGGAAAUUUAAGGAGUCCCCUGAACCAGAGCGAUCCAGCAUCUACCGCUCUUUAGUGGUUAAUACUUCCAAAGAGAUGAUGUGUUUCAGUGAUUUUCCCAUGCCAGAUCAUUUUCCCAACUACAUGCACAACUCCCAGUUACUGCAGUACUUCAGGUUCUACGCAGAGCACUUUGACCUGCUCAGAUACAUUAACUUCCAGACCACAGUGAAGAAAGUUACACAAAGACCAGACUUCUCUCUGUCUGGUCAGUGGGAUGUAGUUAUUAUAAAGAAUGAUGGCAAGGAGGAAAGGCACAUCUUUGAUGCAGUUCUGGUGUGCUCAGGUCACUAUACCCAUCCAGUAUUACCCCUGUCCAAUUUUAAAGGACAUGAGACCUUUAGUGGCAGGUUUCUUCACAGCUGGGAGUAUAAAGAUGCAGAUGCCAGCAGAGGAAAAAGGGUGGUGGUGGUCGGCAUUGGAAACUCUGGAGGCGAUAUUGCAGUAGAGAUUAGCCGCUCUGCAGAGAAGACAUUUCUAAGUACACGCCAGGGGGCAUGGGUGAUUGGCAGAAUGGCUGGUAAUGGCCUUCCUCUGGACAUGACAAUGAUCACCAGGUUCAACAGUUUCCUAACUAUGCUCCCCAAGACUUUGGUCAACUGGGCUGCAGAGAGAGCUCUGAACCAUAAAUAUGACCACAGGCUGUACGGCUUGAAACCCAAACACAGACUAUUGGACAGAAGGCCUCUGAUCAACGACGAUCUUCCUGGCCGAAUCCUUCAAGGGGCACUGGUCAUGAAGCCCAACCUAAAAGGGUUUAAGGAUUCAAGAGUCAUUUUUGAAGAUGGAACAGUGGAGGAGAACAUCAAUGCUGUGAUCUUCUGUACUGGUUAUAAUGGAAUUUUCCCAUUCCUGCCCUCGGCUCUGUCUGAAGGACCCUCCAGAGAACUGAAAUUGUACAAAAGAGUGUUUCCACCGUCUCUACAACACCCCACACUGGCCGUCAUGGGUCUUUUCCAAGCAAAAGGGCCAAUCAUGCCAAUAGUGGAGUUGCAGGCACGCUGGGCUGUUAAGGUCUUUACAGGUCUGAGCCAUCUUCCAUCUAUGGAAAAAAUGCUGGAAGUCAUUGAGUCUGAGAAAAGAAGAAACAUGCACAGCUCUCUCAGCCCACAACUGGCUGCCCUACAGGUUGAUUACAUUCCAUACUUAGAUUUCAUGGCAGAGGAGGUGGGUGUUCGACCAAACCUACUGACACUGCUUCCAAGUGAUCCUGUGCUCUGGAUCAAGGUCUUCUUUGGUCCCUGCACUCCUUACCAGUAUCGGCUCACUGGGCCUGGACAGUGGACAGGUGCCCGACAUGCUAUCUUCACUCAGUGGGAACGAGUCACUAAGCCUUUCAAAACCAGACUGGUACCAGAACCAAAAGCCAGGAGGUCUGCCUUGUGUUGUCCCUGGCUGAUUAUAUUUGGAGGAACUAUGAUAAUGGCUAUGCUUUUUAAAUAUAAACUCUUCACAAUGCUGUAACACGCAACUGAGAUAGUGGACAGUGGCAAGAUUUUUUUGAAGGACUCAUGGUUCACUGGUUGAAAGACCCACUUUCUCCCUAAGAGUUUCAACAUAUCAAAAUAAAACACACAGCAAAUCCCAGAAAAUACUGUUUGUUUGUUUUUUUUAUACUGGUUUGCAAAACGACAGCGUUGUACUUUUACACUCACCAGCUACAUUUUACUGUAAAAACCCAAACUACAAAUUUACUAUUUCAACAUUUUUUAUGUUAUUUAGGUGAGCAAAUAUUUAAAAAAAUAAAAUAAAAAGCUACACAAACUCAAAAUGUUAAGUUUUCUAAUAAUCUGGGCAAUGAGAUAAAAUUCUUUAGUUGAGACAAUUUUGGAUGAUGAUGAUUUUACGAACUAUGCAUGGUGAAAUGGUUGUUGAAGUUUUAGGAAUAGUGUCAUCUCACCAUGACAACACGAUGAAUACACGUUAGCAGCAGGUAGAGGUUCAGACACAUGUGCUAUAAUAGUGUAUUUUUAAGUAUACAGUAUGUAAAAUGUUUUCAUUAAAAUAUUCAGUUGUUCCUGGGCUGUAUGGUGGUGUGCUAGCACCAAUGUCUCUGAGCAAGAAGGUUUGUAGUUCGACUCACAGCUGGGGUAGAGGGGUUCAAAACGGGCCUUUCUAUGCUUUUUGCUUGUUUGAAUGUUCUCCCCAUGAAUGCAUGGGUUCUCUUCUGAUGGUCAGCAACAUACUUCCAGCACGAUAAUGCACCAUGUCAUGAAGCUCAAAUCAUCUCCAGCUGGUUUCUUGAACAUUACAAUGAGUUUACUGGACUCCAGUGACCUCCACAGUCACCAGAUCUCAAUCCAGUAGAGCAGCUUAGGGACGUGGUGGAACUGGAGAAUUGCAUCAUGGAUGUGCAGCCAACAAAUCAGAGUGGUGUUCGAAUGUAUUAAAACCUGGUGCCCAAAAUCUCAGAGGAAUGUUCCCGGCACCUUGUUGAAUCCAUGUCAACCUAGUACUCGCAAGGUGUAUGAAAUGAAUUGGCCAGUGGGUGUAAUUUAUUGGUCAAAUGCUAUGAUGUAAUCAUUUAUGGCUAAAGAAUUGUAAGUUUGCAUUGAGUUUGUGCAUCAAGUCCAACAGCGAAAAAAAAAAAAAAAACAUUUUCUGCCUUGUUGAAAGUUCAAAA
Melanotaenia boesemani (Boeseman's rainbowfish) is the source of this 2886-nucleotide messenger RNA. The transcript has 11 exons. The record is from RefSeq and is a predicted model, not a curated record. Gene Ontology annotation, molecular function: N,N-dimethylaniline monooxygenase activity; NADP binding; flavin adenine dinucleotide binding. NCBI's taxonomy places the organism in Eukaryota, Metazoa, Chordata, Actinopteri, Atheriniformes, Melanotaeniidae. Bases 105 to 1727 code for a protein of 540 amino acids.